AUGACCCCGGAGUUCGACCCCAUAGCUGCCUAUGAGGCCUGGGGCGCUACUCUGCAAUCGGAUGCAGAGGGGUGGGAUUUCCAGGCUUGGUCAGAGGAUGAUGAAUCCCUGACCGACGGCGAAGAUCUCCAGUUCCUCCUUGGCAGGGAACUGGAUGAAGACGAUGAUGAUGACAUGUCCUGGGAGGGGAAUUUCUCCUCCUCGGAGGAAGAAACCGUUGGCACGUCCACCGAGGAAGAAUCGGCAGUAGGAGGCUUCCUAUGUGGUGGGUCGUUGGAGGACGACGAGGAUGAUGAUGAUGAAGAGACUGAAGGCAGCAGCGGCCACAAUGGUGACAGUGGUGGGGACAACGGCAGCGACAACGACGGCAGCAACGACGAUAGCGACGCCAGCGUAGCCCCUCUGAUCAAGCGCCGCAAGGUCUUAGGCACCCACUGGUGGUAG
Panicum hallii is the source of this 444-nucleotide messenger RNA. RefSeq names its product prostatic spermine-binding protein-like. The record is from RefSeq and is a predicted model, not a curated record. The transcript has a single exon. The coding region runs from base 1 to 444 and encodes 147 amino acids. Lineage: Eukaryota; Viridiplantae; Streptophyta; Magnoliopsida; Poales; Poaceae.